Messenger RNA from Rattus norvegicus (Norway rat), 3191 nucleotides. NCBI's taxonomy places the organism in Eukaryota, Metazoa, Chordata, Mammalia, Rodentia, Muridae. The record is from RefSeq and is a predicted model, not a curated record.
AGUUCCAUGAGUCUUGUGGGAGGAAGCGCUGGAAGAUUGUGGGUGUGAGUUACAGUUUUAAGCUGUAGUUUGGCGGUGAGCUGACAGGUAAUUCCUGCACGAAUCACAAGCUCUCAAGAAGUAGGGAUUCCGGAAAGGGAAGAAGUUCACUCACUAGAAAAGGAGCCUCGGGUCUCACACCCCUUUGGGACUUGCGCGGCGUGUCUGAGGGAGGUGGCUACGAGGUAUCUCCAGGCGAAGGAAUCUGAUUUUACCACCAUGUCUUCGGAGUUCUUUCUGCAUCCUCUGGACGGCGGUCCCCGCGUGCCCGUGGGGCCGGGGCAGACUGUGAUAGGCCGCGGGCCGCUGCUGGGAAUAACAGAUAAAAGAGUAUCCAGAAGGCAUGCCAUUCUUGAAGUGGUUGAUAGUCAGCUCCGAAUCAAACCAGUCCACAAGAACCCAUGUUUCCACCAGUCCUCGGAGAAGAGCCAGCUCUCGCCAAUGGAGACCCACGUGUGGAGCCGGUUGCAUCCUGGGGACAGCUUUUCCUUGUUACUUGACAAGUACGCUUUCCGUGUUUCCUCUACACAAUCUGAAGUGGAAGUGGAGAGUACUCUGAGAAACAGUCAGAUGCUCGAUGAAGAUGAUAUAUUGAAUGAGAUGCGGAAGUCCCCUGUGGUUAACUUACCUGAUAAGGCGGCUGGUGCCUCACAGCUGCAAGGAAGCCCCGAAGUAACGAAGACCAAGUGUCCCCCCAUAGAUCCUAUGGCGAGAGACUCCUCUUCAGGUGACUGCCGAGCUUUCAGUGAGCACCAGCCAGAUCCUGCCCACAGGAAAAGAAUCCUCCCAGCAUGGAUGUUAGCAGGAAGUCUAAGUGAUCAAAACCUUUCCACACCUGCUGAGGGUGGAGGAGAUAAGGAUGCCAUCCAGAGGGAUGGGAAAGAAGGAACCCAUGAAGAUAAAACCCCAGUAAAUACAUCGUGGCGUGGGAGAAAGCGGUUUAUUCCACCAGGAAAUUCAAAAAGUGUGUCACCAAAACAAGACCCUGGGAAGAAAUGGAGAAGGUCUGACCAAGAAGGACUGGCUGUUUCACCCGAGGAUGUGCCAGAAUCAUCGUCUUCAAUCACAGUAAGUGACCCGGAUAUGGAUAUUGUGAAGGCAAAUAAACUGAGUGACACAAUUUCAGCAGAGGAACUAGGUGAGGCCCCUAAACAUAAAGCUGUCACCAAACCAACCACGAAUGACAAGGACAAGACUAUGAGCCAUCCCAAGUGUCGUGCAGGUGUCCAAAGUAAGACAUUUCUUGAGAAAUCCCAAGGAUGCCAUCCCGAGUCCAGCUCUGCUCCCUCCAGUCCUGGUGCUUCGCACACAGACACCGCCGAUUCAGUGCUAGGCUGUUCAGAGGAAAGCAAGGUCCGGAGGACGUCCUGCAUGUAUGGGGCCAACUGCUACAGGAAGAAUCCGCUCCAUUUUCAACACUUCAGCCACCCUGGUGAUAGUGACUAUGGAGCUGUACCUGUCACAGACGAAGGCGUGACUGGUGACAGGCCUGAGUGUCCCUAUGGGGCAUCUUGUUACAGGAAGAAUCCCCAGCACAGGAUGGAAUAUAGGCACAGUGCACUUCCGGACACACCAGAAGAGGUCACUAGAUCCCAUUACAGGUGGCCGUGAGCCACUAUGUGCACCAAUUUCCUGUUCCAAGUAAAGGGAAGAACUCUGAACUGACUGAUGACAAAUGCUUCCCCAGUCGCAGCCCCACAGCACACGCUUCUCCUUCGUCCGCUUCUCUUGUUUUCAAGAACCCGAGAGCACAGCAUCAAGCUGGCUUAGCAAUGGCGAACGCACACUGACGUCUGCCUGGGAAGCCCGAGGCGGGGACUGGGUCGGCUCAUUGUUAUUGUCAGUAAUGUCCCCCUUCCUUUCAUCAUUCUGUCUUAGAGGGCAUCCCUCCUCAAGGUGCUUGCUCUCAACGAGAGGGAGUUUUACACUCUUAUUAGACCAGGACAGUCAGUGUUGACGUCUGAGGAAAGAAUGAAGAACUUCAAUUCUUGAUCCUUAAAGAGUGAAUUUUCCUCCUUCAACUAGCCUAGACCCUGUGAGCCUUUCUUCCCAGCAAACCUUCUCAGUACACCAGGAUUGUAGGCAUCCCCAUGAGAAUGUAAACCUUUAGCUGCCCAAUUGGCCUUUGUUUUGGCUGUUUUUGGACACUUUAAGAAUUUUUCUCUCGAUGCAUCUCAGUCUCAUUGCUGUUUAUGUAAUGUGAGGACUAAUUCAGCAAAUAAUAGCUCUGCUGCGAGGAGAGGUGCAGUCCAUGCUGCAGCGCUGUGAGGAGAGGUGCAGCCCGUGCUGCAGCGCUGUGAGGAGAGGUGCAGCCCGUGCUGCAGCAGUGUGAGGAGAGGUGCAGCCCAUGCUGCAGCAGUGUGAGGAGAGGUGCAGCCCGUGCUGCAGCAGUGUGAGGAGAGGCGCAGCCCGGGCUGCAGCAGUGUGAGGAGAGGCACAGCCCGUGCUGCAGCAGAGUGAGGAGAGGUGCAGCCCGUGCUGCAGCACUGUGCUCCCGGGUUCUUAUACCUACUUAUGUGCCCAGUCUAUGACAGGGUGAUGCAGAUGGCCUCACAGUGAGAGAAACCCAUGGGGUGUCUCUUGGUGUGUUAGCCCAUACAGAAAUGCACUCUUUGUCAUGGCUGGCAGGGUCUAGAGGUUGUUAUUUGACAAAAUUGCUUUACUUAGCUGCAUUCCAUGAUUUUAUAGCAAUAAUAGUAUUUUAUUUAACUACAUUUUAUUGGCAAUUUAUGUGUCAAAAUAUUGUCCCGUACUCUACCCAAAAGCUGUCAAUAUGCACCAUAAAGUAUAGUUUAAAAUGUCUGCAAAGUUUGUUGAAAUCUCAAUGAAGUGUUUUCUAAAUGGAGGGUAUACUUUAGAACAGGGAACUUAAUUUUUUUAAUUUUGAGAUUUUAAUAUAAUUAGAACAUUCAGCACUGAACAUGUAAAGAAAUUUUUUUGUACCAUAAAGCCAUUCUUUCUUAUUAGCAACAAAAACAUAUACAUUUAGACCACUGUUCACCAAUGUCUGUGUCUUCAGAGGUAGCAAACAGAAAAGUCCCUAAGUAACUUAUAAGCUUCACCACUGUUAUUGUAUCUCUUUACUUUCUUAUUGUUGCUAUUAAUCUGUUUCUGUGCCCGAUUACAAAUGAGAGGGAGGGAGGGAGGGAGGG